Messenger RNA from Truncatella angustata, 3061 nucleotides. RefSeq names its product P-loop containing nucleoside triphosphate hydrolase protein. The transcript is spliced from 3 exons. Gene Ontology annotation, cellular component: mitochondrion. Lineage: Eukaryota; Fungi; Ascomycota; Sordariomycetes; Amphisphaeriales; Sporocadaceae. Gene Ontology annotation, molecular function: protein binding; GTP binding; GTPase activity. The record is from RefSeq and is a predicted model, not a curated record. The coding region runs from base 274 to 2748 and encodes 824 amino acids. Gene Ontology annotation, biological process: mitochondrial translation; signal transduction; ribosome disassembly.
CUCCAAACUUGCCAUGCUGUGGGCUGUGGACCAGGCCUGAGUGCCUGAGUGCCUGAGUGCGAAGUGAAGUGGAAUACAAUACCUACAUGCAUGGAUCCAUAGUGAAAAGCUUCAGAGGCGAGCUAGCUGAAUCCACCCGUUGACUGAAAUCAGACCAAAAAAGAACGAAGAAGAGGAAGAAAAAGGAAGAAAAAGAGCUCGGGAGUUUCGACAGAAGCCGAAGCUGUUCUCAUCCUGUUCGAUGGCACCUUCAAAAUUUUAGUUCACUUGUCCAUGAACUGCAGAAUGAGCUGCUUGGCAACAUGGGCCAGGGCUCCCUUCCGCAAUCCGCUCAUGUUCAGGAGAUGGCCGAGUCCUGCACCGUGGAAACAUGUCCCAGCUGGCCUAAGGGGUCUGACUACACCGGCUGGGCAACAACACGAUGCUGCCAUUAGCAAGAUUAGGAAUAUUGGCAUCAUUGCUCACGUCGAUGCGGGGAAAACAACAACCACAGAAGCCAUGCUGUAUAAUAGUGGUGCCACCAGGCAUCUCGGAAAUGUGGACCACGGAGACACUGUCACCGAUUUCCUCCCCAUGGAGAUGCAGAGAGGCAUCACAAUCCAGUCCGCUGCAAUCACUUUUAGAUGGCCAACUCCGGAACGGGUCAAGCCAGAUGGCCCUGAGCACAUCGUUAACUUGAUUGAUACGCCUGGUCAUCAAGACUUUAGGUUCGAGGUUGAACGAUGCAUUCCUGUCCUUGAUGGCGCCGUGUGUGUCAUCGAUGGUGUUGAAGGAGUUGAGGCACAUACUGAACGUGUAUGGUCUUCAGCUCAGGAGUUCAAGGUCCCGCGAAUAGUCCUGGUCAACAAGCUGGAUCGGGAUGGCGCUUCUUUCAAGAAGUCGGUCCAGGACAUCGGCGUAAAGCUUGGUGGUAUGCCUAUAGUCUGCCAAAUCCCUUGGUGGGAGAACGAUACGAUUAAAGGAGUCGUGGACGUCAUCACGCGCUCCGUAGUCAGCUGGGGAGGUGGUGGUAAGGAUGACCCUGAUGAACUCGCCAAGAGGAUACCUCCUUUCCAGGACGAGAUUGACCGUGCUCGAGAGAACCUAAUCGAAAAGCUCUGCGAGUACGACGAUGAUCUGUUGGAACUUUGGACAGAACAAGGCAAAGACUUACCCGCAGACGCGAUAAGGAAGGCCAUUCGGCGUGUCAUUAGAGAUGGCGAGGCAAAACUGAUUCCUGUCUUCGCCGGGGCUAGCUUGAAAAAUAUUGGUGUCUCUCCCCUUUUGGACUCUGUCAAUUAUUACUUGCCAAGUCCACAGGACCGCCCAGGCCUGGAUGUACGGGUAGGCGCUUCCAUCAUGCCUCUAGCACAGAUUAUCAGCGACUCCAAAAGUUCGAAGAUACCCCCCAAGCAGCGGACUCCGAUUGAGGCAGUUGCAUCCGUCUUCAAGGUCGUCAAUGAUCCCAGGCGCGGGAUGCUAGUCUUCGCGCGAGUCUAUCAUGGCGAGAUUCGUAGAAAUAUUCCCAUGUGGAAUUCCAAUCUCCAGGAUUUUGAGCGACCGCUCAGCAUCUCGCAGAUUUCAGCGAAGAAUCAUAUUGAUAUACCGACUCUAUCAUCUGGUCAAAUUGGUGCCUUCACAGGUCUGAAGAGGGCACGCACUGGCGACACGUUAUUAGUAUACGGUGGCAACAAGGUUCCGAUGGGUAAUUUCGCCCAUGUCAAGAUUCGGCCACCAGAUAUCCCGCCUGCGGUGGCGUUCCUUGUUCUAGAGCCAUUAACACUAUCUGCGACAAAGGCCCUGGAGACUGCCCUGGACAACCUCUCGCGAGAGGACCCGAGCAUUCGAUGGUCUCUCAACGACAAGGCGGAGCAAUAUACCGUAUCAGGCAUGGGAAAGCUUCACCUUGAGGUAGCGAGGGAUCGUCUCGAAAACCACUACAAACUCGAGGCCCACUGGGGUGGCAUUGAAGUCGAAUACAAAGAAUGUGUGACGAUGUCUACAGGCACACAUAGAGCUAUCUUUGAUAGAGUGAUCGCAGGCAGAACCGGCAAGGCAGCUUGCAGUGUUGAGAUUGAGCCCCUGGAUCCUAGCGAAAUUGAAGAUCUCGCUAAGAUGUACACAGAAAGAGAUGGAAACAUUAUCAAGGUCAAUUUCUCCGACGAAAUGCCAGUGGACCCUGAAGAGGUCAGGCCGCACUUGGUCAAUGGUGCUAUAGCGGCCUUGGCCAGAGGCCCUAGAAGGAGCUCGCCGUUGAAUCAGUGUCUGGUGACCAUUACCUUUGAUGCUGCGACUGACUAUUUUGGCCAAACUUCGCCAGGACAUUUCGUCAGCGCGGCCAACCAGGCUAUGAGAACAGCACUCAAAGAGGCUCACAAGAAUGGCAUCGUAGGCAUUCUAGAACCUGUUAUGAAGGUCUCGAUCGCACUGCCAGAAACUGCCGCUGGUGCCAUUCAACAUGACUUGCACUCCGCUCGUGGAGGCCAAGUUCUCGAAGUAAGAGAUCUUCAAGACACUGUUGCUCGUGACGGCGGUCAAAUCGAGGCAUCAGACAUCUAUGCCCCGCCCGAUCCAUACGAGUUCACGACGACGCUACGGGAAACGCGAAAGGGCAGUCUGCGUAUGCUUGAGAUCAUUGCCCAAGUCCCUUUAGCAGAGAUGCUGGAUUACGACAGUCACUUACGCAGCAAGACUGCUGGGCGACAUUCGAUGACUAUGCACUUGGACACUUUUGUGAAAGUCACCGGGUCGAGGGAAAAGUCCCUAUAGACAAAUCUGGAGAAUGGACUCCGUGUGUAGAGAAGCAUGGAUUCCCGAUUCCUCUGUAGCAUCAUGCCUGUAUUAUUAGCCAUGUAAUUUAGACAGACUUUGUACAACCACUGUUAGAUGUAGAGUAUGCGUAGAGCUUUUACGCCCCAUUGAGUUGGUAAUGGUGCAAGGAUCCGGCAGCCACAUUUGGUACUCCUUCACGAGGGCGCCUUAGAACUUUCGAUAUGGCGCCGAUACGUUGCUUUUUCUUUUCAAAGCUCCAUAGUGUACAUCAGUAUAUUUCCUCACCACAGCAAUCUAGAAUUGACAACGC